This is a messenger RNA of Fomitopsis serialis, 1884 nucleotides long. RefSeq lists its product as uncharacterized. Gene Ontology annotation, molecular function: RNA polymerase II cis-regulatory region sequence-specific DNA binding; DNA-binding transcription factor activity, RNA polymerase II-specific. The transcript is spliced from 3 exons. The record is from RefSeq and is a predicted model, not a curated record. Lineage: Eukaryota; Fungi; Basidiomycota; Agaricomycetes; Polyporales; Fomitopsidaceae. The annotation marks the transcript as partial. Gene Ontology annotation, biological process: regulation of transcription by RNA polymerase II.
AACUCCCCCUACUCCAUCAUCUCCGACCUCCCCUCUUUCGACGACGACAACGCCCUGAAUCUGUUCGACAACCCAUCCGGAAUCACCAUCACGGAGGAGUACGACCCCACUGAAUACGAUAUACCCGACUCUGGCACCCUGCUGACACUCGACCAAGGAUUCAUGUCUGGCGAGGCUUUCCCGCACGUAUCCAUCACCCCUGCGCCUGCGUUCGACCGGAAGGUCCCUGCGACGAACGAGUCUGGCCCGUUUGAACACAGUUCACCUGCUUCAAGCAAUGGAGCGGAAGACGACGCCCGGAGCCAUGCGUCCUCCACUUCCUCGUUUCGACACAACAACGGGUCUCCCCACCUAGACUUCGAGCAGAACUUCGAGGGCCUGCGCUUUGAGUCUCCGGCAUGGGGUGCUCAAAACCUUCCUUCGUCACCGCCAGCCCAGAAAGCGCCGUCGCCGCCUCAACUGGUAAUCCCUGCCAGCCCAGCUCCGAGCUCGACCGGACUUGACGUUACGUCACCCCCGACUAUCAAUGCGCCUGCUGGCGAUGGCAUGCCAGCGCACCCGCAACUUCACAUUGUGCCCGCGACGCCUGUCAGUGGAGGUGCCGAUGGGCAGCAACCGUCCCUAUUCCGAAAUGUACCCUCGGGUGAGUGCGUUACAAUGUCAUGCCAGCACACUUGUUCAUGUUUCGUAGAUGGUCAACACGGACUGACGUCCUCAGAUCCGGCAAACUGGGAUGCGCAUGCUCAGUUGUCGCAGUCCAUCCAGGACCAAGUGGGUACAUCGGGAAUGUCCUACGGCGGCGAUGAGGCGUCGGGUGAUUCGUCACAGGCCCAACAAUAUUUGACCCAGUCGCUCCGCCAUCCCUCAUCCGCCGGUCCCGUCCAUAGUACAUUCGGCGGCCAACCUCUACAGCCAAACCUCUCCAACCAGUUCAACUUCGGCUCCUUUGGCAACGACUACCUCUCGCCCGACAUCGCCGCAUCCAACCUACGCCGCACGAAAUCCGACGGCAGAGGCCAUCGCGUUGUGCGCUCAGAAGACUACGGUUACGGUCACCAGAGCACCUCCUUCCUCAACCCGAACGAUAUGUUGGUCCCUCCGCCGUCCAUCACUCAGCAGGAGUUCCUUCGGAACGCGGCUACUCGCCAGUUCCUCCAUCCCGCCGAGCCCGUCGCGUCAAUACGUGGCCAUCAUCGCCGCGCGUCUUCUGGGUCACGGGAGCGUCCUGGCAUGGGCGGUAUCUCAGGAUGGAGCAGCGGCGCGAGCAGCGCGCGCGCGAGCCCGUACCCGUCGCCGUCGGCUAGCCCGCGGCCUGGGUACGGGCUGUUACCGGACAUGGGCGGUAUGCCCAUGAGCGUCAGCAUGACCGCCAUGCACCGCACGCCGUCGGGGACGAUGAUGACCACAGAUAUGAGUAUGGACGGCGGCAUGGGCUCGAUGUCGAUGGACACGAGCAGCGUGCCCGCGCACAUCGCGAAGGUGAACGUGACGACGCCGAGUACCGCGGAUGCGAGCCAGAAGCGGCGGAAGCAACCGGCGAACUUUGUGUGUCCCGUCCCGGGGUGCGGAAGCACGUUCACGCGGCACUUCAAUCUGAAGGGUGAGUCCCGUCGAGCAUCGUUCCUGCCAUGCGUAGUCAAGCUGACGCGUAUUUGUGAUAUAGGUCACUUACGGUCCCAUGCGGAAGAGAAGCCGUUCCAAUGCAAAUGGCCUGGGUGUGGCAAAGGCUUCGCCAGGCAACACGAUUGUAAACGACACGAGCAGUUGCAUCUCAAUAUCCGCCCUAUCCUUGCGAGGGCUGCAAGAAGAACUUUGCCAGGAUGGACGCGCUUAACCGCCACCGUGAGUAUCCUCAUGAUCGCCGUGUCCUUUCACGGUAGCUGA